Messenger RNA from Durio zibethinus, 2144 nucleotides. RefSeq lists its product as uncharacterized. NCBI's taxonomy places the organism in Eukaryota, Viridiplantae, Streptophyta, Magnoliopsida, Malvales, Malvaceae. The record is from RefSeq and is a predicted model, not a curated record.
UUGGCGAGUUAUAAACAAAAAGAGGGUUAACAGGAACACCUCUGAAAAGCUUGAACUAAACUCUCUUGUCUGUGUAACCUUUAGCUGUAGUAUUUUUUCACCUUUUUCUUGUUCUUUUGUCUUUUUUUUUUCUCUUGAAUUUUCCCAAAUUACUAGAAAAGAGAAAAUAAAAGACUCCAUAACUUCAUCUGAAAGGCAUAAUCAAGGAAAGGCAACUUUCAAGAUUUAAUUUCAGGAAAAGAAAAGAUAUAGACACCAAAUAGAACAAAGAAAGCUCAAUUUUUUUACACUGUUUUAGUGGAAAUCAGAUUCCCAUUGAUUUGCAGAUCUGUAUUUGCUUCUGCUAGUUCUUGUUUUGUAUAUAUGGGUGGUUAUCUAGGAUGCUAUGAGAGGCCCACUUUCAACCCCUCGGCGAAUGAAUCAUCAAAAGGAUUAAAAGUUCAAGGUCAGACAGUGAGGAAAGCGAGUAUAUUGGAAGAUUUCUGGACCACUAGCACUUGUGAUAUGGAUAACAGUGCAGUGCGGUCACAAGGAAGCAUAUCAUCGAUCAGUGCAAGCAACCAGACACUUGAUCCGCAUGGCAGUGCUGCAAGUGCUAAUGUCCCCUCUGAAUUUGUAAAUCAUGGCCUUCUUCUCUGGAAUCAAACUAGGCAGCUUUGGGUGGGAAACAGGAAGUGUGAAAAUCGACUACGACGGGUUCAGGAACCCAAACUAAACACUCAUUGUCUCUGCAUGGUUAAACAAUUCUGGCUUUGCAGUUGGAAUGCGACUUAUGAAAGUUUACUUGGAAGCAACAAGCCAUUCCCUCAGCCUAUUCCUCUUCCUGAAAUGAUAGAUUUUCUUGUCGAUGUCUGGGAGAAGGAAGGAUUGUAUGACUAAGCAACAGUGCAACAAGUACAUUUAAAAGAUGGUUAGAUAUUAAUAUCCAUCUUACUUGUGACAUUUUAAUUGCUUCAAUAUGGAAAAGCAUUAGAGCAUAGCCUGGAGUGUAUAUCAGUUGUAACAAUUUCAGUCUUGCCUGCCUGUGGCUUCCCUUUUUCUAUUUUUUUUCUCUCCCAACGCCAGGCAUUUUGGACAAGCCAUUGUACUACAUUGAAACUAAUCCAAAAAAAAAUACUGGCUGCCUCCGGUAUUCAAGGUGGUGGUUUUUUUUUUUUUUUUUCGGAAAAUUUCUUGCAUAUAUCACUGUUAACGCUACAUCCCAUUGCAAAGUAUUAGUUUGUUUUCAUUAAUUUCAGCAUGUACUGACAGAAUAAAAGUGAUGAUACCCUUGGGAACUGUUGCUUGGGUAGAAUAGGACUUCUUGAGGCAAGAAAAAUAAAGCAAAAGGUAUAUGGUGGGGAUGCUUUCAACAAAUAUUCCAUGUAGUUUGAGUUUUUUGAAUAGCAUAUGGUCUUCCCUUUCACAAGCCGAGGGUUCUUUGAGUUGGCUUCUUUGACUUUCUUUAACUAUCCAGACUCCAGCCUGGGAUUCUACUACCUUAGCGAAUUCAUGUCUAUGCCUAAAUGUGACUCUCCCUUCCUUUCCAGGAUUAAAGACUCUGGCUUCCAUUAGUUAUGCAAUUAAGAUGAAAUAAGAGGUUACCCCCCUGUAGACCAAUUCUGCCUUUGGUACAUGGAAGUUGUUGGCUGAACUGUUGCCUUAGUCUGGGAUGGAUUGCAUGGAAAGAUUGAAGUUGCUUGAGAUUUCUCUCCCUCAUGAGCAGAAGGCAUUGAUAUUUGAUGGUUUCUUAUUAAUUACCUUUUAUCAUAAGAAGAAAUUGUAGAGAUAGUUAUAUUUCUAUCUAAUUUUACUUUAGAGUGAGUCUUAACAUAUGAAUCUUUUAUACAUAGAAAGCUUGAAUGUCAUGGAAUUUGAAACUUUCCUCUUUAAAAAUAAUCCCAGAAUUUUAAAAUAAAUAGUAGAAAAUUCCCAAUGCCAAAAAUUACUUUAUUUUUAAUAAGAUGCCAAUAGUUUAAAAAUAGAGAAAUGCUGAUAUUUAAAAUCAACAUAUAUCAUUUGGACAAGGAAAGAAAUCCCUUAUAAAAUGAGAAAAGAUGUGGCAUCGGAUGCCUUUCCCUCUGGAACACUCCUCCAGGGUAACACUUGUAAUGUUUGAGAAUGCUUAAGAUAACAACAUGCUGAUGUGGGUGUGCCUUUUUUGA